Molecule: messenger RNA, 3138 nt
Organism: Fonsecaea erecta
Lineage: Eukaryota; Fungi; Ascomycota; Eurotiomycetes; Chaetothyriales; Herpotrichiellaceae
Exons: 4
Coding region: 1-3138 (1045 amino acids)
Source: RefSeq, a predicted model, not a curated record
AUGCUCGACCCGGUCUCGGCGAUCGGGUUGGUCGCGGCCAUCGUGCAAUUCGUGGAAUUUGGCGCCGAAAUCAUCCAGGGCGCGCGGGAAGUCCACGGCGCCACGUCGGGCGCGACAGAGCGCAACCGGAGCCUCGAGGUGGUCGUGCGACAAACGAGAGACAUGAUCUCCAAGCUCAAUGACCCGGACUACGCGCAGGACACGGAGGACGGGAAGGCUCUCGGCCGCGUGGCCCACGAAUGCACGAUUCUGGCCAACCAGAUGCUCCACCUUCUCCAAAAGGUCAAAGCCAAAGAUCCCAACUCGACCCUUCAGGCUGUCUGGGCAGCACUGAAGAACCAGAGAUAUAGGGGAGAAAUGCUGGAACUGCAAGAACGGCUGGACAGUUGCCGGAAUCACGUCGAAUUCCAACUGAAUUAUUUGACCAGUGCCGAGACAAAGAGCAGAUUGGCCGUCCUGGUUGCCUCUACCGAAGGUCUCGCUGAUCAAUUGGGAAUUCUCCAAAAGCAUGUCGAGGAACUUCGCUGUGGGACUAAGGUCACGACCCUGAGCCGCAAGGCUCAAGAACAACUCCAAAAGCUUGUGCAGCUCUCAGACGAGACUCUUAGUAAGAUCAAACACCAACAUGUCCUCGCGGCCCUCGCAUAUAGUGGCAUGGAAACAAGGUUUGAAGAAGUCUCCGAAGAACAUCGCAAAACCUUCGAAUGGAUUUUUGAAGACACCACCGGAAGCCUAGGGCGUGGCGCUUCCAACCAAGAGUCCUUUGUGCAUUGGCUGUCUGCUGGAAGAGGCAUCUUUCACAUAUGCGGAAAAUUAGGGUCUGGGAAAAGCACAUUGAUGAAGUUUCUGUGCAACCAUCCUCGCACUGAAGCUGAACUACAACACUGGGCGGGCGACCGCAAACUCGUAUUUGCAAAGUUUUUCUUCUGGAGGGGGGCUACAACAGCGGAACAGAAAUCCCUAACUGGUCUUCUUCGGUCGCUCCUCUAUGAGACGCUGCGUGCCUGCCCUGAACUCAUCCCUGAAGUUUUGCCAGACCUCUGGGCCCAGCUGGACGUGUCGUUGCCCCAGCAGCAGGCAGGGACGAGGCUCGAUCUCGGAAAGCUGCGGACUCGACAGGCAGUUUCCAGUCUUAUCCACCAUCGAAACUUGUACCGGAAACACUGUUUCUGCUUCUUCGUUGACGGACUGGAUGAAUUUGAGAAAACUGCCCAGGACGGCUAUGGAGAUCUCAUCAGACUGCUUCAAAGUUGGACUGACGCCGCUCCGGAAGCCGUCAAAAUCUGUGUCUCCAGCAGAGAGGACCUCGUCUUCAUGGAUGCUUUUUCUGGGGAGAAAAGAUUUCGCCUUCAGGAUCUCACAAGAGACGAUAUCCAUCGGUACGUCCAAGAUAAACUGCCGGUCAUCGAGGCCGACGGAAAAGGUGCAGAGUUGGCCCAAAAGAUAACCGAAAGAGCUGAUGGAAUCUUCCUCUGGGUCGCCUUGGUGGUCAAGUCGAUCCGGGACCAGCUGGACGAAAACUACGAGCUCUCCGAUGUCCAAGAAGAGCUCGAUCGGCUUCCCAGCGAGCUACAGGGACUCUUUGAGUAUCUUCUCAAGUCAAUUAGCAGGUCGGGCCGCAAGAGAGCUUACCGCACGUUUGCCAUGGUGCUGAAAUUGCGACAUUACGAAAUCAACAUGCGGUUACUGGCGUAUUCUUUUCUCGAAGACUACGAAAGGAGCCCGUGCUUCGCGAUGGAAGCAUCCUUUCCGUUCUGGGAUAUGGGUGAUUUCAGGCGAACAGGUCGAGAGGAGCUUGCGCGCAAGAAACUGUAUCGGAAUUGCAGGGGACUUCUCGAAGUGAAAGAAGGCGAGACAGGCAUAACAGUCACUCAUCGGUCCAUCCUGGAAUUCCUCGAGAGCCCGACUGUCAAGGCUGAGAUGAAGGAUGGCAUUGAUGGCUUCAGUACGGAGGACGCAAUUUCUCAACUCUUCCUGGCGGAGUUGCAGUGUCAAAAGAAAACACUUCCAACGUUCCACCUGAGCCAUAUUGUGUUUGCUGUGGUCGAUAUGCGAAAGCGAAGCAACAUGGAUCAAGACCCGUUCCGUUUUCUAGAGACCCUCUGUUCCGCUAUGAUUUACCACGAUGGGGUGCCGACGCUGCCCAUCAGGGAAUUCAUACUCGUGGAGACGGGCCGGGGAGCCGCUGUGGCGACUGGCUUAUUCAGAGAAAGCCGUUUUGCUGGCAGUUUCACGACUUCGCCGCUCCAUAUUUCGGCAUUCCAUGGAGGAUGCGAUUACAUUGCCUGGAAGUUCCAGCGCGAACCCACCAUUGUCGAGAACGCUUUUGAAAUCGGUAUCAUUCUGUGCUGCAUUACGCUUCCACCUAAGUUCUAUCUCGAAUCCUUCGACAAGAAACUGGAGCUGCUCGAGCUCAUCCUCAACCGCGGCCUCUCUCCCAACGCCGUCAUACACACCUGCAGCCCAAACAGCAACUUUGACGGGGAAUUGAGUUUCUGGCAACAUUUCAUCCUUACUCUUGUGCCCUUGCCGGACAAAGCCAAACGAGGAUGUGGGAGGCUGAUUCAGAUGUUCCUGGAACGCGACGCAGACCCUUAUAUGUGGAUGUCAAAGGGCCAGCCAUCUCUAGUGGAUCAGCGGGUGCGUUAUCCCGUCAUAAUAACACUUGGGAGAGAGCGAUGCCAGACCAUCGUGGUGGAGCACGAAAAGUUCUACAAAUCGGUUCUACAGCUUCUUGAAGGAGGCAAGGAGAUUUCGGUUCGAGAAAUGCUUGAGUCUUGGAAACUCGACAAUGAGGAGACGAUUCUGCGACUGCUCGAUAGGAAUGUCCGACGACGCGAACUGAUGGCGGCGAACGUGGGCAUCGUGGCGGACAAUCGGGUGCCUGAAGACCAGGAGGAGGGCGCGGACCAGGAUCUGGACCUCUCUGACCCUCAGCCGGCGCAGCAACAACUUACACCAGCUUCAACCUUGGAAGAGGCGAAGCAUUUAACCACGAAAGACUCUGGGCUAUGGGUUAGAUUGACGACCGGAAUCCAUGUCCCUUCAUUUGUCUUGGGUAAGGAUCCUUGUGGCUUUCUUCUUAUCCCGAAUAUGGACAAUGAUGACAACCUUCUCGAGUCUGGGAGAACGGCGUGA